Messenger RNA from Malaya genurostris, 2551 nucleotides. Its product is annotated as zinc finger protein ZFP2-like. Gene Ontology annotation, molecular function: RNA polymerase II transcription regulatory region sequence-specific DNA binding; DNA-binding transcription factor activity, RNA polymerase II-specific; zinc ion binding. Gene Ontology annotation, cellular component: nucleus. The record is from RefSeq and is a predicted model, not a curated record. Gene Ontology annotation, biological process: regulation of transcription by RNA polymerase II. NCBI's taxonomy places the organism in Eukaryota, Metazoa, Arthropoda, Insecta, Diptera, Culicidae. The coding region runs from base 136 to 2490 and encodes 784 amino acids. The transcript has 4 exons.
UCGAGAAAGUAAACGAAGAGGAACUGUCUCUUGCUGGCAUUUUGAAAAAAAAAUCUGUAAAUAUUUAGUUGUAAGACGUAAAGGUUUGCAGAAUUUCUUUAAUAUUUGGUAUUUUUAUCAUAUUUAUUCAAUGAGAUGACUCGAUCAUGUUGUAUUCCAAUUUGCCCGAAUGCAAAAAUUGGCGCUAAUCAAUGCGUUGGAUUUCACCCAUUUCCUACGGAUUGUGAACUACGAGAGAAAUGGAUUAAGUUCCUUGGAAUGGAUUGCAAGAAAUUCCGUUGGAGGCAGAAAUAUAUCUGUUCUGAGCACUUCCGGCUUUCCGAAUUGAUUGAGAACAACGAACAGAAAUUUAUUCGAGACGGGGCAAUUCCUUCUAUAUACUCUAAUGAUGCAUGUGAUGAGGAUAUUGAAUAUCUUGACUAUGAUUAUUUAAUAGACUCCAGUCGGCCAACUGAAAACUUUAAUUCAACUUUAGAAGAUCUAUCUUGGAUGCAUUUGAAUAAAGUUGAGCAGAAAACACUAUUUUGCAGAACCUGUUUGAAAAAGAGGCCCGAUAUGCUAUCACUCAACUCUCAACUUCACAAUCAAACUCUGAUAGAUAUUGUCUACACAGUCACCGGCUUGAAACUAGAUAAUGGUGCGAAUUUGCCAAUAAAAAUAUGUAAAAGUUGUGUGAACAAAUUAGACUUGGCCUUCAACGUUAGGAUUGAGGUCAUUCAUUAUGACACAAUUUUAAGAAACUUGGUUAGCAAUGGUCAAUUAGAUAGCUAUUACGACAAAUAUGAUAGCCAGAGCCCAUUUGAUAUACAGGGUCCAAAUGAAGUAUACACGAAUGAGUUAUUGAGUACGUUUGACAUUCCAUUAACAGUACCAGUCACAAUUAGUACGUUUGAAGGUCAUGCAGUUCAUAAGGAGAACGAAGACAAAUUUUUACAAGCACAAUUUGAAUUGAUCAGCAAGGAUGAUGCUCUUACAGAGUCACAAACAGUUGAAAUAGGAAACGGGUCAGAUCAGCUCGAUGUUUACCAUGGUAUUAUGGACGAGGAACAUUUGGAAAUACUACAAGAAGAAAUAGUAGUAGCUGAUUCACGAAAACUAAUAUGCAAUGAAACUAACGAUCACAUUGUAACAACAGUGCAAUGCGAGUCGUUAAAUAGUCCGAACAAUAAAGGCUUUUCCGACUCAGAAAAUGAGAACAACUUAGUCCCGAAACGAUAUGUUUUUUCCUGGAAAGAGUUAUAUAAGCCAAAGGCCGUUCCUAAAAAGAAACGAUUUAUUCCGGAAUUACCCAAACCGAAUCUAAUACCGAACACCUGUUACAUAUGUAAUAGUUCCUAUGAGGAUGCAGAAAUGUUGGAAUCGCAUUUGGAGCAACACGUUAGUAUGUUACCAUAUACUUGCAAACAGUGUAAUACAGAUGCUAACCCACAAGUGUUCAAAACGCUUCUCUCGCUAAACAAGCAUCUAAGAUCUCACCAUUACCCAUUCUUAUGUGAACACUGCCCAUUACGAUUUUGUACUAAAGCAAGCUAUACGGUACAUUUAGAAGAAAAACAUGAAACUGGAAGGGAAGGCAACACUUGCAGUAUUUGUGGGCGAUACUUUGCGCUCAAGCGACCGUUUCUUAAACACAUGGCAGCACACAGGGUAGUUGAAAGUGCAAAAUACAAAUGUGAACAUUGUGGAAAAGUAUUUCGGGACGGCGGGUUACUUAGACGGCACGUAAGAGUUCACACCGGAGAACAGCCUUUUGAGUGCAAGAAAUGUGGAAGAAAAUUCAAUCACGAGGCGAAUUUUCAGAACCACAAACGUCUCCACAUAGGAGAAAAAGCCUACAUCUGCAAUGAGUGUGGUAAAAAAUUUGUUAAUGCCACAGUUUUGCGAUAUCAUUUGUCUGAACAUUUUCCGAACAAUCCACAAUAUAGGAUCAAACAGCAAAACACAAAUGAAGGCAAGUCCAAUAUACCGAAGCAGUACGUAUGUCAUGUUGAAGGAUGCGACUUUGUCACUAACGUUUACAGCACUUUCAAUGACCAUCGCAACAAACACUCGGGUAAGCACCAGUGCACGAUUUGCCAAAAGAAUUUUGCCUUCAAGAGUGUGCUUGCAAAGCAUAUUACAGCGAUGCACGAAGGUGCUCUGCUAGAGAAAAAACUACCUUGUCCUUACUGUACAAAACACUUUAGUAACAAACAUUAUCUACAGUUGCACAUUGACACGCACGAAAAUAAUCGCCGACACCAGUGUAGAUUUUGUGAAAAGACCUUUAUUCAAAAGGUGAAUUGUAUGGUUCACGAAAGAAUACACACUGGUGAGAGGCGUUCUAUGUGCCGGAUAUGUCCAGACAGAUUCAUGACUUCCGCAUCUAGGAAUAAGCACGAAAAGCUUUGUCACUUCAAGAAUGAAAACGAGGAAAGCGAAAUCACAUGCAACGUUGAGCAGAUUGGCGACAGUGGAAGUUUUAGAUGUGAAAUAGACAUUGAAAGCUAGAGAGCAAACUGUAAAAUAGCAAAUAAAUUUUAUUUGGGUUAUGUUAAACCUUCUCACCGUG